This is a messenger RNA of Patella vulgata (common limpet), 3972 nucleotides long. RefSeq names its product multiple epidermal growth factor-like domains protein 6. The coding region runs from base 84 to 2489 and encodes 801 amino acids. Gene Ontology annotation, molecular function: scavenger receptor activity. The record is from RefSeq and is a predicted model, not a curated record. NCBI's taxonomy places the organism in Eukaryota, Metazoa, Mollusca, Gastropoda, Patellidae. The transcript is spliced from 5 exons.
UCCCAUGCGCCGCCACCUGUGAUUACGGCUGUGAUAGGGCGACAGGUAAAUGCAUCAGGUGUUAUACUGGUUACUAUGGUGACAUGUGCGAGGGUGUGUGUAACGCCAACUGUAAUGGUGGUUGUGACAGAGAGGGGGCUAAAUGUUACAGCUGCAUAAUCGGUUUUUAUGGUGACGAAUGUGAGCAUGAAUGUAAUUCCAACUGUUAUGGUGGAUGUGACCGGAAGGGAGGAAAAUGUAACAGCUGUAAAACUGGUUUCUAUGGUGAAACGUGCGAGAACUCGUGUAAUUCUAACUGUAUUUCCGGAUGUGACAGACUAGAUGGUAAAUGUGACAGUUGUGUCAAUGGUUACUAUGGAGAUACGUGCAAUGAAAUCUGCAGUUCAACAUGUAAAUCUGUUGUCGGUAAAAUAACUCCUAUUUGUUACCAGUCCAAUGGAACGUGCAUUGAAGGAUGUCAACCCGGUACAAGGGGAGAUAACUGUGGAGAUGAUUGUGAACAUGGUUACUAUGGUGAUGGCUGUUCUAGUAAUUGUGGUAAAUGUUAUGAUAAUAAAGAGUGUGAUUCUGUUACUGGCAAUUGUGGUAUAGAGGGAUGCAAGGAUGGUUUUACAGGACCAAAAUGUGACAUCGAGGCUGGAUGUGAGGAUGGGUAUUAUGAAGAUCCAGGUAACUCGUGUACUGCAUGUAGUAAGAACUGUCAACUAGGCACCUGCAAUCCUGUUAACGGAUAUUGUACUUAUGGUUGUAUAGCUGGAUAUUACGGUAAUAACUGUGAACAGAAAUGUGAUACAAAAUGUUACAUGGAUUCAUGUUAUCCUGAUACGGGCAGAUGUUACGUCUGUAAAUCUGGUUGGUAUGGUGACAUGUGCGAUCAAAGAUGUAACUGUCGCAACGGAUGUAACCGAGAGAACGGAAGAUGCAACUGUCAGACACAUCAUCAUACCAGUAGUCAAAUAAGUUAUUACGGAUCUUCGUGUCGACAGAAAUGUAGUGAAUACUGUUUCUACGGGUGUGAUAAAUAUAGCGGUAGGUGUCACACGUGUGUUGAAAAGAAAUAUGGCGACAAUUGUGAUAAGAAUUGUUCAAAUUGCCACCAAUGUUACAACGAUCAAGAUGGUGGCACCUGUGAUAGUUGUGAAGCCGGGCAAUACGGAGAUAAAUGCGACUUAAAGUGUCCUGAAGGUUGUGAAGGUGGUGUAUGUUCAAGAGAUGGCCGUUGCCAUAGUUGUAAGUUGGGUUACUAUGGUGACCAAUGUACUGCCAGUUGCCCCAGUAACUGUCUAGAUUCCUGUGGUAGAAUUGACGGAAAAUGUAAGGAUUGUAAAUUUAAUAUGGCCGGCGACUUCUGCAAUCUUACUUGUAGCGAUAGAUGCUUAUUGCGGCAAAAUCAAAGGCGGUGUUAUCAAAAUGGUACAUGCGUACUGAAAUGUGUUGAUGGUUUCUAUGGUGAAAUGUGUAAUAUGCCAUGUAGUUCUAAAUGUGAUUACGGCGGAUGUGAUCAACAAACCGGAAAAUGCAAUCGGUGCAUUAUGGGUUACUAUGGUGACACAUGCAAUAUGCUAUGCAGAACUACGUGUGAUGGAGGGUGUAAACAAUCGCUGGGUGAAUGUAUCAAAUGUCAUAACGGUUACUAUGGCGCCAACUGCGAAAGGUUAUGUCGUGUUACAUGUGAUAGGGGAUGUGACAAAGAAUCCGGUAAAUGUAACUACUGUCUCCGUGGUCACUAUGGCGACGACUGUAGCAUAUUAUGUAGAGUGACGUGCGUUGGCGGAUGUGACAAAAUAGCUGGCAAAUGUAACAGCUGUAUGCACGGACACCAUGGUGACAAAUGUAAUAGGUUAUGUAGAGUUACGUGUGAAGGUGGGUGUGACAAAGUUACUGGUAAAUGCCGUGAGUGUUUGAGCGGUUACCAUGGAGACACGUGUGAUUUAAAAUGUGAUAAACAUUGCAUUUGUGAAAAGGACAACGGGAAAUGUAUAACGUGUAAGACUGGUUACUAUGGUGACAGUUGCGGCUACAAAUGUAGCUCCACGUGUGAAGAUGGAUGUGAUAGGACAAGUGGAAAAUGUAUAAAAUGUUAUGACAGUUACUAUGGUGACAGGUGCGAGGAGGUGUGUAAUUCCAAUUGUCAUGGUGGUUGUGAGAGAACGGGGGGUAAAUGUAACAGCUGUAAAACUGGUAACUAUGGUGACUACUGUAAUGAAGCUUGUAGUGCAAAUUGUAAAGAGGUAGACGGUACAACGACUCCGGCCUGUUUCCAGAAGAAUGGAACCUGUACUGACGGAUGCCAACCUGGCAGAAGGGGAGAUUACCGUGAGAUAGAUUGUGAAAAUGGUUACUAUGGAGAUGGCUGUUCUAGCAAUUGCGGUAACUGUUAUGAUAAUACACCAUGUGAUGUCGUCACUGGUAGAUGUGGUGCGGUAGGCUGCCAAGAAGGAUUUACAGGGCCAAAAUGUGACGUCGAGGACGUUCUGUAUACUGGUUGAAGACCAACUAGUUCGAGACUACCAGUGUUAUAUAUUAUCCCGCGUAGAAUGAAGUGAAGAGUGGAAUACUGAAACUGGAUCCAUCCUUCUGUCCGGCUUUCCUUCCGUUCUCGUCGUUUUUUUCGGGGCAUAUCUCAUAAACCGUCCAAGAUAUCUUUAUAACACAUGAUACGACAUCAACUUAAACAUACAUUAUGCAAGAGCUAAAUCUGCCUAUUGCAGGUCUUUCUUUAAGCCUAAAAUGAUAUCUAUAUUAAAAUUAGACAUUAAUUAACUUAUCCAGACCAUAAUCAACUCUCGAUGUCAUGGCUAGCCUGCUAUGUUUACUGGAUUUGAAUCCGAUAUACUGCUCAACGCUCAUUGAUUUAAUCAAUUUAAAAGUGGAUAAUCGAGGCUAUUUUUUUUAUCGUCCCGACGUUUGUAAUGAUGAUCGAGGCUAGGCCUAAAAUUCAAAAGCAAAUAUCUCGAUUCAGAGUGGAUCAAUUUGACUGAAAUUUUCAGCAAAUUCCCUUUACAUUAUCUAGUUAUUAACUAUUAUAGUGAGAACUGUCAGCUCUUUAUCAAAUCUUCCAUAAUACCCCUUUAAUAUAGAAAUUGGAGAGUUCUCGGAAUUAAUCACCAUGGAAACAGAUGUGACUUAGUGUUUGGUAUAUAAUUAUUAUUCUGGAACAGAAGCGAUUCAUUAUGUCAUUAUAAAACUUUGUACAUGUCUAUUAAAAUAGUUAGCUGAUUUGACAAUGCGGGGAUCCACGACCGAAUAGUUAGCGGAUGCGCGCUGUAUGGUCUGUCAUUGAGUCAACUGGCGUGGUUUCGAUUUCCCGGUUGUACGUGACAAGGAGUAGGGUCGCCUGUACAUCUUCGUGGGUUUUCUCCGGGUCCUCCGGUUUCCUCCCACGGCUAAGCGAAUUAUUGAAAUAAAAUUAAACCAUAUGUUAGUCCCGAAAUGACCUAUUUUGUGUCGAGUGGACGGUAAACCCCAUUUCUUUCUCUCUGAUUUGACAAUAGUUUAAUACAUGUUGUGUUUCUUUGAAAACACAAUAAACGUAGUUUUUGUAUAUUAUAUAUACAUUUACAGCGUAUUAUUCUGGAACACAUCCCCGGAACCAUUCAAGACCUUUGUGAAUCUUUAUGAAUUUUUGUUCCAAAUUGUAACAUCUAGAACUAACCAUUUAAACAUACAGUCUGCAUGAGCUAAAUCUGCCUAUUGCAGGUCUUCUUUAGGCCUUAAAUGUUUUCUAAAUUAUUAAUUAGACAUUAAUUAACUUAUCCAGGCCAUAAUCAACUCUCGAUGACAUCGGAUUUCUUCGAUAUUAAACAGAUUAGAACAGUUCAGCCAUAUUUUGAUUUAAGCUAAAAUAAAAUGGAGGUGCGAGACUUAGCUUCGAACAACCAGUACGGUGGUUGAAAUUAUUACACACGUCUUGUCAAAUUAUUCAUUUUACAUUAUCUAGUUUUUAACUAUUAUAGUGAGAAUUGCCAACUC